ACCGUCUUUGCAAGCGAGGGACCAACACUGACCAUUUUAAGCCAUGACCAGAAAGGGCAAAAAGGGACAUGUGCUUUGUACGGGCACCCUUCAAGAAGACCAAGAUAUGUUGACCCAUUUCGCCGGUCGGUCUUCGAGGUUUACAGACCAACAUCUCAUCCUCAGCUUAUCUUCCAGGAGGGAAGGGAGGAGGGGUCGGAGCUAAAGAAGAUGACUUCGCUCCAGUUCUUCCCUCCCACCUCUCAAAACCCUAAACCUAACCCUAAACGCACCCACCUCUUCUCCUCCUCCAAGAACCACAUCACCAAAGCCACCCUUCUCCCCUCCUCCUCCUCCUCCUCCUCCUCCUCCUCCUCCUCACCCUCUUCCAUUACCUCUCUAUUAUCCUCCAAAAGGCCGAGUUCCAGCCCUCCAAAAUCGCUCUCCUCCGCCAAAAAUUCCAACUUUAACCCCACCCAUGUCGGCCCUCCCCCUAAAAACUCCACCUUACUUGGCUUCCAGCUCUUCCAGCCGAGGCCCUGGCGGAGGAAGAUCGAACGCAGCAGCGGCGUCGAGGCCCAGGGCGGCGAGACCACCGAGGCCAAGCCCCGAUUGGAGCAGGAGAGCGGGGGAGGUGGAGAUGGGGAUGGAGAGGGUGGGGGAGAAGGAGGAGAGGAAGGGGAGAAGAAGAAGGGACUCCUUCCAGAAUGGAUUAAUGUCACUGCGGAGGAUGUGAAGACCAUUUUGGCGGCGCUUGCGAUUUCUUUGGCCUUUCGAACGUUCGUGGCCGAGCCACGGUUCAUCCCUUCCCUUUCAAUGUACCCCACAUUUGAAGUCGGAGAUCGCAUUGUUGCUGAGAAGGUUUCAUAUUACUUUAGAAAGCCAUGUGUGAAUGACAUAGUGAUCUUCAAAAGCCCACCUGCCUUGCAGGAAGCAGGAUAUACUGUUGAUGAUGUUUUUAUAAAAAGAGUUGUUGCCAAGGAGGGUGAUGUUGUAGAGGUGCAUAAUGGCAAAUUAAUAGUAAAUGGCAACAUGAGGAAUGAAGAUUACAUUCUUGAGCCACCAUCUUAUGACAUGAACCCCACUCAAGUUCCUGAAAACUCUGUAUUUGUGAUGGGUGACAACCGCAAUAAUAGUUACGAUUCACACGUAUGGGGUCCUCUUCCGUCCAAGAAUAUACUUGGGCGAUCCAUAUUCCGCUACUGGCCACCGGCAAGAAUUGGGAGCACAAUUCUUACUGAUGGUUGUGACGAACUGAAGCCAAAGAGCAGUUCAGUAGUGCCGCAAUAACAAAGUCAAAUUUGUUACUUACAGAUCCGGGAGCAUUUGGAGGUUGCGAGAACACGCCUAGUUAAUCAUUUUUUUGCCUUCAAAGAAGGAAAAGAGGAAGGCCAUCAAACCAAGUUUAUCCUUGCCUUCCUUUGAUUAAGGAAAAGAGGAAUGGAGGCGAAGAAACCGAUUUUUCUUCAGGUUUCUUUCAUUCUGCCUCAUUGUAAACUAAAACUCAAUUCAGUUCUUGUACUCCGACCAAUUGGAUUUAUGCUGACUGAAUGUUUCCAUCUUGCUUUUGCCAUAUUGUGCUUUUAUAG
Phoenix dactylifera (date palm) is the source of this 1568-nucleotide messenger RNA. RefSeq names its product chloroplast processing peptidase. NCBI's taxonomy places the organism in Eukaryota, Viridiplantae, Streptophyta, Magnoliopsida, Arecales, Arecaceae. The record is from RefSeq and is a predicted model, not a curated record. Gene Ontology annotation, cellular component: chloroplast thylakoid membrane. Gene Ontology annotation, molecular function: serine-type endopeptidase activity. Gene Ontology annotation, biological process: thylakoid membrane organization.